AAAUUAAGAUCAUAUGAAUGAGACCCGCUCUCCAUUUCCAUCCUCUACGAUUUUCUCCUUUCAAAACCUCAAUCCGAAGCUUCUCUUUCCUCACUCUAAAGCCUCGCACUCAACAUUUCUCUUCUUCAAUCUCAUACCCAAAACCGAAAUGGAACUCCAACGCCACUCUGUUGAUCACAAAUCCAGUUCUUCAUAUGAUCGAAUCCUGCAAUUCGAUGCUACAUUUGAAGCAAAUCCAAGGUCACAUGACAAUAACAGGCCUCAUCUUUCAUCUCUUCCCGGUAAGCCGCGUAUUAACUUUCUGCGCUCUCUCUGAAACUGGAGAUAUACACCACGCAAUACGUCUCUUUUCGCAGAUUUCUAAACCCAAUGUUUAUAUGUGGAAUACAAUGAUCAGAGGCUACACAAGAGUUAAUCUUCCCGAACUUGGUCUCUCUCUAUUUCGCAGAAUGUUUGAACAGAGAAUUGAGAUGGACCGGCGUAGCUUUGUUUUUGCGCUCAAGGCAUGUGAAUUAUCUCGCAGGGUAGAAGUAGGUGAAUUGAUUCAUUCUUUGAGUUGGAAGAUGGGUUUUGACUCUGAUUCACUUGUACAAAAUGCGUUGAUUCAUUUUUAUUCUCGCAGCGACUGUUUAUUUAAUGCAGUUAAGGUGUUUGACGAAAGUCCUGAGAGAGAUGUUGUUUCUUGGACAACAAUGAUCGAUGCGUAUUCGCAGAAUCACUUGCCUGAUGAAGCUUUGAAUUUGUUUAAUCUGAUGUUAUCAAGUGGAAUAGAACCAAACUACAUUACAAUGAUCACAGUUCUUUCUGCUUGUUCUCAAAAGAAGGAUUUAACUAUUGCAAAAUCUAUUCAUGAAUAUAUGAAAUCAACAAAUGUGAAACAAACGCUGAAUUUGACGAACGCCUUGUUGGAUAUGUAUGUAAAAUGCGGUUGCUUGUUAACUGCAGAAGAGAUUUUCAGAAAGAUGGAAGUCAAGGAUGUAUUCUCAUGGACCAGCAUGAUCAAUGGUUAUUCCAUAAACAACGAUCUGAAGCUCGCAAGAGAAUGUUUCGAUCAAAUGCCUUAUAGAAAUAUCGUAUCUUGGAACGCUAUGAUUGCAGGAUACUCUCAAAACAACCAACCGAAGAACGCUGUCUUGCUUUUCCAUGAAAUGACGAAAGCAGGUUUCAUCCCUAUCGAGAACACCUUGGUCUGCGUUCUUUCUGCUUGUGCUCAAUUGGGUUUCAUGGAAGAGGGUCGAAAGAUUAAGUCUUUCUACAUUGACAAUAACAAGAUUCGUCUCAGUUUGAUCUUAGCAAACGCGUUCAUAGACAUGUAUGCUAAAUGUGGUGAUAUUCAAGGGGCUGAAGAGAUCUUUCAUGGAAUGAAAGAAAGAGAUUUAAUAACUUGGAAUUCGAUGAUCAUGGCUUAUGCCUCUCAUGGGUAUGCCGAGAAAGCUCUCAUAAUUUUCAACUCAAUGCAAAAUGUCGGUUUUAACCCUGAUGACAUAACAUUCAUCGCGGUUCUAUCUGCCUGCAGUCAUGGUGGGUUAGCCGCGAAAGGUAAGCAAUAUUUUGAAACUAUGGAAUUACAUUUCGGUUUGACUCCAAAAAUGGAGCAUUAUGCAUGCAUGGUUGAUGUUCUUGGUAGAAACGGUCUAAUCGAAGAAGCUUAUGAAUGGAUAACGAAAAUGCCAAUGGAACCGGAUGAAGCAGCUUGGGGGGCACUUCUAAAUGCUUGUAGGAUGUUUGGGAAUCUCGAAUUUGGUCAGAUUGCUGGUAGGAAGCUCUUGAAUUUGAAUCCUAACGAUAGUGGGAUUUACAUGAAUCUUACGAGUAUUUACUCAAAGAAGGAGAAAUGGCUGGAUGUUACUAAGGUUAGAAGUAUGAUGAGAGAAAAGGGUGUUAAGAAAAUGCCUGGUUGUAGUUCAAUUGAGGUUGGUGACGCGGUUCAUGAAUUCUUAGCUGCGGAUGAAUCACAUCCUCUUACGGAAGAUAUAUAUCGAGUCUUGCGUGAUAUAGUUUCGUUUACGGAAUUGGAGAAUGAGGUUAUGCUUAGUUGAGUAUGGUAUGGCUUUCAUUUUGGUUAAUACUAUUUUUCUGUUAAAGCGGCUAGGUCAAGAAUAAAGAAGGUUAGAUGAGAAUUUUGCGAUAAUUUAGUGAUGCAAGGCAGAUUAUCCACUUGGAAUAAAAUAUAGUCUUUCAAAAUUCAUCAUACUAUUUAGUAUUUG
Molecule: messenger RNA, 2207 nt
Organism: Impatiens glandulifera
Lineage: Eukaryota; Viridiplantae; Streptophyta; Magnoliopsida; Ericales; Balsaminaceae
Product: pentatricopeptide repeat-containing protein At2g22410, mitochondrial-like
Exons: 1
Coding region: 18-2039 (673 amino acids)
Biological process (GO): RNA modification
Molecular function (GO): protein binding; RNA binding
Source: RefSeq, a predicted model, not a curated record